AUGAGCACCAGUUUACUAGGGAGUCUCGAGAGGAGCUACCUCAGGUCCAGUGGUGAGUAUCUCAUCAUUAGUGAGGAUUGCACUGAGUUGGCUGCUGUUGCUUCUGUGCCUACCACACUAGUUGAAGUUGAUGCUCAAAGAGCUGAACCUAAUGAAGCUAAGGUUGUCGAUGAUGCCAUCACUACCCAUGAAUCUGAAGCUAAGGUUGUUGAUGAUACAGUCAGAACUGAUGCUGAAGCUCAUGACGAAGACCUUCCUAUCACCCCUGCAGCUGAUGUUGGUAAUGAGGAAGAUGAAGAUGAAGAAGAUGACGAUGAAGAUGACGAUGACUCUCCAUCCCUUCCUGACGCUGGAAAAGAUAUUAGUGGUGAUGAUGAUAAAGAUGACGAUGACUUCAUAAUUCAGUACCACAAGCCUGUCAGUGCUCUGAAAUGA
Molecule: messenger RNA, 435 nt
Organism: Cynara cardunculus var. scolymus (artichoke)
Lineage: Eukaryota; Viridiplantae; Streptophyta; Magnoliopsida; Asterales; Asteraceae
Product: calsequestrin-1-like
Exons: 2
Coding region: 1-435 (144 amino acids)
Source: RefSeq, a predicted model, not a curated record